UGAGGCUCAGUGACGGAGAACCAGCUGCACCAGAAUCGUCGAUCGUAUCGAUAGUGCAUCAGCUGUAUGAGGGCCGUCGAUAGUGAACAUUGAUAUCUGAGAGUCGAGCGGCAACGUAAACGUUCCCUUGGAGAUACAUACACGUGCGUCCGCUGGUUGUCUACCGCGGCGAAAAUCAGCAGAUAAAACUUCCGAGAGGCUUCUUCGCGAGCGACAAGAUGUCCGUGCCCAGUUUCCGAACUGAAUGUUGGAACGUUUGCGCCUCCGAUAUCGCACGGAAAACGCACAAUCCUAUAAGGUCGAUUGUGGAGAAUAUCGUUGUCGAACCGAAUCCUAGCAAGCCGAUGAUUGCGCUGUCCAUUGGCGACCCCACAACUUUUGGCAAUUUAAAGCCACCGAAGGAGGUGAUCGAGGCCGUUCAAGAAAGCGUCGCAUCGCAAUUAUACAAUGGAUAUGCGCCGAGCACCGGUUAUCAGAAGGCGAGAGAAGCCGUAGCUGAGUACAGCUCGAAUGAACUCGUGAAAGUCGAUCCCAAGGACGUAAUCCUGUGUAGUGGAUGUUCUUGCGCACUCGACUUGUGCAUUACGGCUUUAGCUCGAGAAGGCCAAAACAUCCUAAUUCCACGUCCCGGUUUUUCCAUCUAUCGAACGCUGGCGGAGGGCCUUGGUAUUACGGUUAAAACGUACAAUUUACGUCCGGAGCUCGGCUGGGAGAUCGAUCUGGACGACCUGAAGGAGCAAAUCGACGAGUCGACGGCGGCGAUUGUUAUAAACAAUCCGUCGAAUCCGUGCGGCUCCGUGUUCAGCCGCGACCAUAUACUUGACAUUCUCGAUAUCGCCGCUCGUUACUACGUACCCAUUAUAGCCGAUGAGAUUUACGAGCACAUGGUAUUUCCAGGACGGACUUUCCACUCGUUAGCGUCUCUAUCGACCGAAGUUCCUAUUUUAUCGUGCAGCGGACUAACUAAAAGAUUUUUAGUUCCAGGCUGGCGUAUGGGCUGGAUAAUAAUCCACGAUCGUCAGAACGUGCUGGAAGCCGAGAUUCGCAAAGGUUUACAUUGCUUGAGCCAGCGAAUAAUUGGCAGCAAUACUAUCGUUCAAGGUGCCUUGCCUACGAUACUUCGAAAAACGCCGCAGAAGUUUUUCGACGAUGUUAUCUCUACUCUACACUCGCAUUCCAAAUUGGCGUACAACUGCAUAUUAAAAAUCCCAGGAUUGAAACCGAUAAUGCCGGAUGGGGCGAUGUACAUGAUGGUCUACAUCGAUCUAUCGUGCUUUCCGGAAUUUAAUUCCGAUCUGGAAUUCGUGCAGCGGCUGUUAAUGGAAGAAUCUGUGUUUUGCCUGCCUGGCCAGUGCUUUGAUUAUCGCUCUUACAUGAGGUUGGUAAUCACUGUGCCGAGUGACAUGCUCGAGGAAGCGUGUCAAAGGAUUCAAGAAUUCUGCGAGAGACAUCAUUAUAAAACGGCGGAGAGCAGAAACGGCUUCGUCAACGAGAUUCCAUAUUAAGAAACGAUCAAACGUAUAUAUAGAAAUUAGAACAUUGAUUGGCAUUAACCCGCUGAUUAUUUUCCUCUACUUUCGGAUCUCUGGAUUCUUUCAAAUUCAAAAAGAAUUCUUCAGCCUUGGUUUUUGUUUCUGUGUAUAUGUAUAUCUUUUCGUUUAUAUCUUUAAGUGUAUAGUUAUGUAUAUCUAUCUACUGUACUUGCUUGUAAAUGCCUGUAUAAUUAUGUAUA
Molecule: messenger RNA, 1732 nt
Organism: Temnothorax curvispinosus
Lineage: Eukaryota; Metazoa; Arthropoda; Insecta; Hymenoptera; Formicidae
Gene: Tat
Product: tyrosine aminotransferase
Exons: 11
Coding region: 219-1505 (428 amino acids)
Biological process (GO): aromatic amino acid metabolic process; biosynthetic process
Molecular function (GO): pyridoxal phosphate binding; L-tyrosine:2-oxoglutarate transaminase activity
Source: RefSeq, a predicted model, not a curated record